This is a messenger RNA of Closterium sp. Naga37s-1, 2013 nucleotides long. NCBI's taxonomy places the organism in Eukaryota, Viridiplantae, Streptophyta, Zygnematophyceae, Desmidiales, Closteriaceae. The record is from the annotation of a GenBank genome assembly.
AUGACGUUGGCAUUCCACACGCCUGCUCCAGGCGCAGAUGGCUCUUCAGGUGAUUCUUCAGGUGAAAUGUCAAGUGGCACAUCAGACAGCGACAACCUGAGUGCUGCGGAGAGGCUGCAGGCGCUGAAGCUGAGGCUGCAGCAGAAGCACAGAGCAGCAGAGGGGACAGGAGCAGGUGGGAAGAUUAAUAAUGGCCAUGGGGGAACGAGGAUGGAUGAUGCUUAUGGGAGCAGCAGAGGGGGUGAUGGGGGUGGGAGGAGUGAUGGGAGCAAUGAAAAUUAUAGGAGCGAUGCUGCGAAGAAGAGAUACGAUUUCGUGCAGUAUCCACUGAUUCGGCUUAUUCACCGCACUCGGGACUGCUCGCCUGUCACAGAAAAGCUCCUGGGCAGCGUGAGUUUGGAUCUAGUGGCGGAUAUGGCCGGCAAACUCACUGACGGCACCGGCAGCAUCACUGCAGUGGUGGCCCCCCAGCUGGGGGCCCUGCAUGACGUCAUCCUCACCACUGAGGAACCUUCUGAGAAGCUUCCGGCUUCUGCUGGAGCUGUGGGGGGAGCAGUGGGGGGCGCUGUGGGGAAGAUGAUGGGGGGGAAGGUGGGGGAAGGGGUUGGGGGACUGGGGGGGACAUUGGGGGGAGCGCUGGGGGGAGCGUUGGGGGGAUUGAUGGGGGGAAGGCGGGCUGCUGUUCCUGCUGGUAAGUCGAUGCCGAGGGAGCGAGUGGAGCAGCUUGAGACGUGCCCCUGCCUGCCGGAAAUAGCCGUACCUGUCAUGAGACCCCCGUGGGUGCGUGUGAUGGCACACAACGAGAACCAACAGCAGCAUGUGUAUCUGUUCAAGGGAGCAGCAGCCCGGUCCAUUCUUCGAGCCAUGGACCACUGUCACGGCAAGCUGCUGCUGGACGUGCAGUCACCUCUCUCUGCUCCCCACCGCCGUCAGCAGCAGCAGCAGCAGCAGCAGCAGCAGCAGCAGCAGCAGCAGCAGCAGCAGCAGCAGCAGCAGCAGCAGCAGCAGCAGCAGCAGCAGCAGCAGCAGCAGCAGCAGCAGCGCCUGAAACAGCAGCAACAGCCAGAGGAACAGCAGCAGCAGCUGCGGAGGCUUGAGGCUGCUGAAGGCACCACCAGUUGCGUGCCCAGAGCCGUCCCUCCCCGCAUGGACAGCGAUCGCUGCUUCGCAGCAUACCAUGAGGCAGGGCAUGCUCUUGUGGGGGCGCUGAGUCCGCUUGCUCGGGUGGAGGGGGUGUAUCUGGAGGACAAGGGCCAAUCAGCAGCGCCGGGAGGGCCCUACCGGCCAAUCAAGUACUCGGGGGGAACGGACAUCGUGUGGCGGGGGGAGAUUGAGCCAAUGCCGUUGCGACAAGUGGUUGUUCACGCCAUGGCCGUGUGGCUGGCUGGCAUGGCAGCAGAGGAGUUAAUGUUUGGCCGAGUUGAUUAUUUCACUCGAUCCGACGGCUGGUACUCAUUCUCAGAUGAUCUUGCAAAUGCUGCUGCGCUCGCCACGGCCUUUGCUCUCAUCUGCCGCGCUCCAGAGGUGUGGGGUGCUGCACCCACCGCACCACAGGGGGAGGCGAUACAGGCAGAGGCACCACAGGACCUCAGAGCCUGGCCUGAACAUUCGGAGACGAGGGGUGGACAGGAGGGUCUGAGGGGAGGGAUGGAGGAAGGACAAGCAGAAGCAGCAGCAGGAGCAGGAGUAGGAGAAACAGCAGGAGCAGCAGCAGCAGCGGCGGCAACAGUGAGACGAGUUGGGAGAGGCCUGGAGAUGCCAGGGGCGGGAGCUCAUGAGCAGAGGGUGCUGCAGGUGGUGCAGGAGGCAAUGUCCCUCGCAUCCUCCACUCUACGGCAGCAUGAGAGUGCUCUGCACGCCAUUGCAUGGCGCCUUGUGGAUGCUGGGGAGGCGAGUGAGGGCGAGAUAGCUGCUUCUGUCGCUGGUGCUGUUGUUGCUGGUGCUGUUGAUAACAUGCAGCACGAGGCUGUAAAUCAACCUGCAGCUGCUCCUGCUGCUGCGGCCGCAGGGUGA